GGUCGGCAUGGUAAGCGAAAAGAAAUUGCAAAGAAAAAAAAUUAUAAAUGCAAUGUUGGCCACUUACAACUGAGAACUUGACUCUAGGGAUGGGUUAGUUCAUUCAGUGGGUAUGCUUUUAGGCUGUGGUCGAUAACCUCAGUCUAAUCAUCGAUUAACAUGUCCGAAAACGUUGCCCAACACUGAGAGCGUCUUCCAACUUUCCAAUAGAAGCACAGCUAUAAUUAUUGGAAUUUGGUGGUAUAUAAAUGCCCACGCGGCUACAGUCCCGCUCUUUUCGUAACCAGAAACACAUUAUGCUGCUAAAUCAUUGUGCAAGUACUCUUAAUAGAGUUAAAGAUUAAGCGCCACUACUUACAAGCGUCGUCUGAUCGGUGACGUGAUCUGAUCACAUACUGGAGGGAAAGAACGAAACUGCCCCAAAAUUUUAAGUGACAACUGGGUUCUUCGCGGUGGUUGCCUCGCCUUGGAGCCCCAACCACGUGAUUUGCAUAACCCCCUCGGAGGGAAUUCUCCCAAGAGAAUAGUAUCAAGUUUUCAUCUGGCCACCGGGCCUCUGCAAAUACUGGCCGGUCGGAGGGAUUCUGACCACCAACUAGCGUUAUUAUACCCCUGGCUACGGAUAACUGAAGCAAUUGUCUUUCUGGGAGCUACGCCAACGUCCCGAAGCCUUAACCUUCGAUUAACCACUGAUUGGACACCCCGACCUAUCUAUAUAGGUAUAGAUCGGUGCGCAGUAGAACACCUACAACUAACUUCGCACCGCAGGAUGAGCACAAGCCGCACCAGUUACUUUUCCCAGUCAGGAUCAUUUAUGGAAACCCCCAAAACCUGGAUCGUCAGCGGAUAAGGGAUUAGGAUAAAAGUAGUGCAGGUUGCUAGACCAUACGGAGUGUGUUUUUGCGAGAGUGUGUUUUAUCGUAACCGCCGUCAUGUAGCCCCGUAAUUUUUAUACUUCAAUUAAUCUCCGCUAGCAUCCAUCAUUUCACCGCUGGAAGGCCUUUCAACGCUGGAACUGGACACAUGUGAGUUCGUAAAGCUAAGAGUAAUUUCGUAUUUGUCGUAGAGUAUGCCAUACCUACAUUCUUACAAGAACAUUUCAAAUGAAUAUAAAGAUUAGGGGGUGACUGAAAAGAAAACAAACAAAUUAUAUAUCUAAACCUUGAAAUUAAACGAAAUUUAAAUACUAUAGAGCCCGUUACGAAAGAAAAUUUUUUUUAAUUUUUAUUUUUUUCAUAACGCGACUCCAUAUGGCCUAGGAUUCUUAUUCAAAAAAAUAUUUCUAACCUUAUGCAUAGUUCGUUUGAUAGAAACCUCAACAUUUAACCAUAAAUAUUAAGAUAAGACAUCACAAAAUGAAUUAAAUGAAAUACUUUUAGAUCUAAGAAAAUGUACUGAAAGGAAAUUUCGAUAGUAGUUUAAGUAAAGGAAGGAGAUUUUUUUAGUUUUCUUACUUUGUUUUGAUUAAGCGCUCCAUGAAGUUGCAUAAAUGAAUACUAUUACUACAUCUUAUUUGUUCGGCCAUCCAGCCUCUUUUGUAAAUAAAUUUAUUAUAUGAACUUAAAACAAAUCAUGAAUUGCUAAACCUGUAAUUAUCCUGAUUUGACAUGGCAGCUUAAAUAAAAUCGGAAGUCUCUAUAGGGAAUUUUCAAAGAUGCUAUCGUGAAGAUUAUGGUCGGGUUGGGUAGAGAAAGCGAGGUUCAAAUUCCACCACAGACCUUGCUACCGUUUAGUCUUGCUGUCGUCUGUAACGUUCUUCUUUUUUUUUUUCACUUUGCGAGUUCCGUUUUAUUUUUUAGUUUUCUUCUUUUAGUAUGGAAUGUACAAGCCUAGUAACUUAUAGUUUCCGUAGGAAUCCUAACAAUUAAAGUAUGUGUGGACCGUUAUGAAAGGCAAUCCGACCCACCCCAUCGCCGAAAGAGCUAAGGCACCAGAGGAUUCCGCCUGCCAUUAUUCAUAAUCGAGUAGAAGAGUGAGAGCACGAAUCACCAGUGUUUGGGUACUGUUAUACCCCUCGGCUUCUCAUGCUUAAGUCAACCAUUACAUAACUUUUGGCGCCCAACGUGGGGCAGGCCACGGUACGAUUACAACGUUCAGUGGUAUAGAUUUCCUAAUCCAAUUUAUUGUCCUUUAUGGGAUUUCCCAAGGAUACUGAAGUGUGGAAGUAGUUAGAUCGGCGUGAUCUUUCUAUCGCAUUUCAGAGGGAAAAGUGCGACCUACGACGUUGGUAUUCGGACGCGGAUAUCAAACCGAGAAACCUGAAGUGUACACCAACCCAUGAAUUUAACAAAACAUCAGCUAUUCGGAAAUCUUGUGUCCCUAACUAUCAAUGCUCUUUUGUUCAGUGGUAGGGUUUGUGCAGAAUACCAGUCGCUUAUUUGCAAGCGAAAGGGACGAGCACUUAAAGAAUAUUGAUGAUUUGACUCUGAUCGAAUAUCAAUACUUAAGGAUCGCUCAGCUGGUAGAGUGUUGUUUCCACAGGCCGCUACUGCUGCAAAUCCCUUAAAACACAUCUGAUAGCUCUGUGAGUUGCGAGUUGUCAGUAAAAAUACGAUCAAGAAGUAUCUGUUGUCUGGAACUUGUGAGGAUGCAGCUUAAUGCUUCCACUUGCCGAACAGAAACCUGUAGAAAGUUAGUCAACGCACUCAUUUCAAUCGGGAAAUCAGACUUUCAAUAAUCCAAUCCUCAACGCUAGUUAUAGAUACAGCAGGCUAAUACAAUAACCUCCAUUUUAUUAAGUUGCCAUCAAAUGUCAAAUUCAGGAUACAAAUCUAAAGAAAAAAAAAAAUUAAGAUAACCAGCAAUGCCAGUAGUGAAUACGCCUCCCAGAACUUCUUCUGAAGGUAAUAUUGAGAAUAAUUGCGCUCUUUGCUCAACGGUUAUGGAUAACACCAAUCCUUGUUAUCAUUUAGCGUGCAAGCAUGUCUUUCACAAAAAUUGUGUAGAAGCCUGGUUAACCGAGAAUUCGUGUUGUUAUUCUUGUAAUGCUCCGAUUAAUAAAAAAGAGAUUAAAGUAGUGGUUGGAAAUUGUUCGCCAUUUCGAGCGCAACCAUUGCCUGUGCCGACAGCGCCGGUUCAGCGUGGAGUAACUACUAGAAACUUAGCCAGAGCUCUAGCCCAGUUAGAAGAAGCUAAUCCGGCCAACAUACCGGAACCACUUCCUUUGAAUACCAGUGGUGCUCCGUCUUCUGUAUUGGAUGCUAGUCAAAGUACCGAGCAUCGUGAGGGUAUUGCUAGACACCCUCGUGGUAGGCCCCGUUCGGGUAGACCAGUCAGAACCAUCGACUCACGUCGAACUCAAGCGGUGGAUUAUAAUACAAUUCAAGAUAUGAUAGAGCAAACCGUUACCAGGGUUUUAUCGUCCUUAUCCAUACAGCACCUUCCACCACCAAGCAAUUCCCAAGGGCCGGACAUGACUCGGGAGCAAGCCUCUUUCAGUUCGUCCUCAAUAAGUUCUCGGCAGACAGUCGACAUCAUGCAAAAAUGGGGAGUACAUUUUGAUGGAUCUACUGACGGGUUAGGCGUUGAAGAAUUUAUAUAUAGAAUUAAAGCGCUCACAGACAAAACUUUGGGCAGUGACUUUACAAGUAUGUGUAAGAACAUGCAUGUAUUGUUCACCGGUAAGGCUAGAUCCUGGUAUUGGAGAUACCACAAACAGGUAGAUGGAAUAGUUUGGUCUAACAUUUGUGCGUCACUCCGUCAACAUUAUAAGGACUAUCGAUCAGAUUUUAUGAGCAUGGAGUUGAUAAGAGCACGAAAGCAAAAACACGGUGAACCUUUUUCCGCCUUCUAUGAGGCAGUGGCUUCUUUAAUUGAUAAGGCAUCGAUAAAAAUUGAAGAAGAGGAGUUUAUUGAAAUCUUAAAGAACAACCUGUUACCCGAGACUAGGCAAAAGUUGCUGUAUCAGCCCGUGCAUUCGGUGGGACACUUACGUCGCCUAGUACAAAUGAGUGAAAACUUAUCCCAUGAAAUCAGUUGCCGGACAGAACAAGUUAAGACAAAAUCAAUUCCAAAUCGCCGACAGGUUUUUGCGUUAGAAGAUCAUAGCUCGGAGGUAGAAGAAAUUUCUCCAACGGGUGCAGAAAUUGCUGCUUUACGUAGAUCUACGGAAAAGCUAAAGUGUUGGAACUGCGAAGAAAUAGGUCACAUCUGGGAGAACUGCUUAGCAGAUCGUCGAGUAUUUUGCUACGGCUGUGGCAGGCCAGACACCUACAAGCCGCAAUGUCAAAAUUGCCUUCAAAAGCAAUCGGAAAACCGACCUACGGGAGCAUUCAACAAGAACCGAAUGCCCCCGAAAAUUUAAAUCCAAAGGCCACAUUACAUAAGCCAACGAUGGCUAACUGCAUUCCGAUGCGAUUGCGCCCAUAUGAAGAACGGGUCAAAAACUAUGCUGAAGUAAGGAAGCGUCUAUUUCAGGAUAUCAAGCCGCACCGCAAUCGGCGCACACUUAGAUUAAAGUCAUUUUAUGCCGAGGUUAGAAGAAAUAAACAAUUACAAAUUUCCACUAUCUUUAACAAAUCGAGUGACUUGCGAAGCUAUGCUGAAGUAUCGUUCAUGGGGUAUACAGAACUUGGUCUGUUGGACACAGGAGCGAACAUUAGUUGUCUUGGAGAAGAGCUAGCCCAACAGGAUUUUUCAAGUCAUCCUCAAUUUAAGCCUAUCAAAUCGCGAGCUAAGACAGCAAGUGGUGAAAAUCAAACCAUAAUAGGGUUUCUAGACAUCGAACUAACCUAUAAUAAAGUUAGAAAACCCCUGCGUUUGUAUAUAAUUCCCAGUAUCAAACAAAGACUUAUUCUUGGCCACGACUUUUGGAGAACUUUCCAAAUUGCUCCAAAUAUUAUAU
Messenger RNA from Drosophila yakuba, 4843 nucleotides. RefSeq lists its product as uncharacterized. Bases 2804 to 4303 code for a protein of 499 amino acids. Lineage: Eukaryota; Metazoa; Arthropoda; Insecta; Diptera; Drosophilidae. Gene Ontology annotation, molecular function: zinc ion binding; nucleic acid binding. The transcript is spliced from 2 exons. The record is from RefSeq and is a predicted model, not a curated record.